Lentinula edodes (shiitake mushroom) is the source of this 156-nucleotide messenger RNA. RefSeq lists its product as uncharacterized. Gene Ontology annotation, biological process: protein secretion. The annotation marks the transcript as partial. The transcript has a single exon. The record is from RefSeq and is a predicted model, not a curated record. NCBI's taxonomy places the organism in Eukaryota, Fungi, Basidiomycota, Agaricomycetes, Agaricales, Omphalotaceae.
AGAGGUCUCGACCCAGUCCUGGGUGUUUUUACCGGGUUUCUCGCGUACUAUCUUUAUGAAACCCAUCCUAGAACCUCUCUGCCGCAGGAACAGAGGUUGAUGGAACUUGUUCGGUGGAAAUGGUCAAAAUGGCAGGAAGCGCGUAUAGCAAAAUAA